This is a messenger RNA of Symbiodinium sp. CCMP2592, 14763 nucleotides long. Lineage: Eukaryota; Dinophyceae; Suessiales; Symbiodiniaceae. The record is from the annotation of a GenBank genome assembly.
AUGCCCCCGAAAAAGGGGGCCAACGAUCAACCCUCCACCAAGGGUGGAGCUGGGAAGGGGAAAGAUCGCACCGAGGCCCAGAUCACGCGUGUCGAUUUUGGCCUGCCGUCCUCCAUGGUUCAGACGUUGCAAUCAAUUUCGUCGAGAGCAACACAGGACCUUUGGGGACAAGGAUCCUUUACGACAGAUGGUGCAACAGUGGAACAGUUGGCACAGCGCACAGCCAACACCCUGGGCCGCCUUUCCAAAAGACUCAAUGGCAACAUGCGUGCCAAGAAGGACCUGCAAGAUGCGCUGACAGCCUGGGUUUCCAUGCUCAGCCAACAUCUGUUGGGCCUGACGCAUCGAGUGGAUGCCCUGUCUCGCAAGGUGGACGAGGACUCAAUCGCUGCAGUCGAGGAGCUCCGACAUGUCUCGGCAGCACAACCGUCUGCAACCACCAACGAGCAGCUGGCGCGAGCGGAACAGUCCUUGGGCCCUAUCUGGACGGAUCCACAGGUGCAGGAGGUGCAUCGGCUCGCUGCUGCCCUCAAGGCGUUUGCUACUACGAACCCUUCAUCGUUGGACAUGCAUCCCGGCCCUGGAGGCUCUGUGGCUCUUGCGCCACGUGGCACCCUUGGGGCUCCCCUGCAGCCGGCCACUGCUAUGUCCGCAACUUUGAUGCCACCGGUCCCGCUGGGCCCACCUGCAGUACAUCCUGGUGGUUUUGGGAGCGGUGGAUCGGAGGCCAGCUUCGGGACCCCAGGACGCUUGACAGGUUUAGGAGAGCCGGAGGCGCGCAGUGGCAGAUGGCGCAAACGCAGUGGCGGCGGUGGACUCCAUGGCCGCGGGAAUCUACAGGCUCCGGUAAUUGUGGUGGCAGACGAAGGCCCCGAGCUCCUCCCUGGUGCGUUGGCUGCAUCCGCUGGUCCUUGGGUGGAGGCUUGGAUGGCCAUGCUCCGUUUCUGUGUCGACACUGGUUCCGACAUGGUGGGCGAUGUGGCACCGUGCCCUCAGCAAGACGCCUGCCUGCCGCUUACCUUGGACGCACAAGCACAGGAAGUGACUCUGCAGACUGCAGAGUCCACGUGGAUGGCCUUGGUACAUGCAGUCAGCGACCCCACCCAGGCGGACCUUCAGGAGCUACAUCGACUCCUGCAAACGGCUUUGCACUGCUUGCGGAAGUGCACGGACGUCUUGCCGAGGGUCCGGCAGGGACUUCUGGUCGCCAGCUUGCUGACCACAGGAGGCCUGCUGGAUCCCUUCUCAUUUGCACCCUCUACGGCCCAGGAAUGGUUGUUCCCCAGCCUAUUGCUGGAGGCCGAAGUGCAAUUGCGCGGCUUCAUUGCUCGGGAUGCCUCACAGGACCCACGUGUUCAAGUCCUACUGCGCCUGCCUUCCCCGUUCCUUGGUGCAGCGCUGGCCGAGGAACUGGACGAAGAACUCGAGUGCGGCGUUAAAUCGCCUCUUUCUUUGAUCACUCUCAGCCUUUUCCUAGGGCGGUGCCUCAUCUUGUGCAUAGCUCUGUACAGAGUAGCCGUCGUCAGUGAGCGUUUCCUGGCCACAUAUGGACCGCAACUCUCGUGGCGUCGCUCGUGGCAGCUUAGCUGUACCCUGUCAGCGACAGCUUGGUGGGUGGCAGCUCUAUUUGGGCCGCCUGCCUCCAUGUUUGCCUGCGCUUGCAUCAGCGAACUUUUGGCCUUCCUCCCUGGUCUUGCCCUGGACUUGGGCUCUACGCGCCUGGGCCAUCUUCGCACCUGUGCUUGUCCUGGUGGUUUCGCAUCCCGGAUGCUUGGUCGUGCACCCGGUAUGGGACUCCUUGCCGUCGUGUCGGCAGCAGUCGUUGCAGAAGUCGAUCGGUUUAUCCAGUUGGCCGUACUGGUAAUCUUCUUCUUCCUCGCACGGACCGCAACCGCCGGCACUUGGCUGUUUUCGUGGGCACUCCUCCGGGAGCGCCUGUUCUCGAGCCUUGCCCCGUCCCGUGAGCAGCUUCUGUUGUCCCCUGUAACCUGCACCUGGCGCCAGGUGUGGCUCCCGGUCGACCUCAGGAGGUUCGUGCAGACCUGGAUCGCCUUCUUGCGCGAUGUCAAUGGGGGCCCUGUUGGAGCCUCCCUUGACCCUCCCAUUUCUCUUUUCUCCGCUAUGCAGGUCAGCCUUCCCACCUACCCCACAGGCCCCGAGGUUUUUCACGGCCGCUCCCACAACCAGGCAGUGCUCAUAACCCCCAAUGGCCUAGUAUAUGUUGAGGCUCCGGUCUUCGCGGACGCGGCCACUUUUCGUCGCAUCGUCGCUACGCAGGCCUCUCCCCAUGCCACUGGAGGGACCAUGCGCAUCUGGCAGCCGCUGCCUUCCCUCCCUUUAGUUCAGUUUCUGGAAGUCCACUGCGUAGGGGAUGCGGUACCGUGCAUCCUGGACUUUCGUCCAGUUGGCUGGCGUCUUACCACGGUUUGUGUGGUGCCGCCGGUCACUGCCGUCGCCGCCAUCGGGGCUGCCUCCAGGAGAGAGCGCAAUUGCAUUCCGCCGGUCCUCACCGGCAACUUCCCUCUAGUCUUAAUGUUCUUCCCAGGGACUACUGCACCUCAGGCUGAUGCGACGCCUGGGUCAGACUUUGAUGAAGACCCUGCUGUUUGGCUUCAGGAAGGGGACUUCGGCGAAGGUCCCUUAUGGAUGUCGCUUCCGGUGCAAGAGAGGGGCUAUUUGAUCACCUGCAGGCUGUGGUCGCCGGGUACAUCUGUCAGGCUUGAAUUCUCCGGUUUGGGUUCCGCCCGGGAGGCUGCUGCCGAGAUUUACCGCCAGGCCAUUCGCUUGGGGCGCCCCCAGGUUGUUGCCGCGUCUGCAGGCCCCACCAGUGACGCUGUUAAUUUAGUCACUCUCCCUCAGCACCCGCAGAUGCUGACAGUGUUAUUUGAUGCUGGCUCUCGAGUUGUCUGUGCGGAGUUACCGACUGAUUACACUGCCAUUCAGGUUUUGCGCAUUGCGCAACAGGCUGCCGAGGCGGAAGAGGUGCAGAUCUUGAAGGGCUUUGCUCAUCGCCUCCGACAUGGCGAUGUUGUCCGGAUCGCGGCUGGUGCCACAGCUCGCACACUUGAUGUGUCAGCCUUUGUUCUCCCUUCCGACUCUGAGACGGCAUCCCGGUGGCUUCAUACUUCUCGGCUGGUCUCCAUCCUUCACCCUAGUGAUGGAGCACUCACCUUUGAGGUCCCGCGCUCGGCCGAUCUGACCACCCCGUUGCUUCGGACCUUGCUUGGCACCAGUAUCCCUGGGAAGCAUGUUUUCCUUGAAGUGCCAGGGGCCGACUCUCUGCCACACUCCACCUUUGUUGCAGUGCGCCCGGGUCAGGACUGUAUCAUUUACAGGCUCACCGACGUCCACGACCCCUCCGCGGUUGGGCUCUUCAUGGCCUUCGCGGGUGUCUUCUCGUCCUUCCCAGUGUUUCUUGAGAGUCUCCUCCGGAACUCGGGUCCUGCUGCCCUUCUACUGCGGACCCUGCCGGAUGGCUGCCUACAGCUGCGCAGGGACUUCGCCAGGUCCAAAUGCACCUCUGGCUUCCUGGACAAGGUCCUUGAUCUUAUCAUUGCCCCUCCUGGUGCGGCCGCGUGGUGGAUUGUGAAAGACACGAUUGGCUGCGAAUUGUUGCGACCCGUGGUACAACACUACGUCUCGCACUGCUCCUUCUUCUUCUGUGCCAUCGAGCCUGACGGCGCCGUCUACAGCGUGGAGCCAUCAGCAGAAGUGCGGUUCAUGACCCCAAGCCCACAUGGAGCCCGAGCCCUUGUUGCUAAGGUCCUUCCUGGUCUCGUGGGUCGGGUGGUAGAUGGGGUCCUUCAGGUUGUAGCUGCCAAGGCGGGCUCAGUGUCGCUUGCGGGAAGCUUGGCUCUUCUCUUGCUCAGUGGCCAAGCCGCCUCGAUGCAACCCGUUCCGGAGCUGUCCCUGGUACCAGCUGUUGAGCCGCCUGCUCUGCCUGCGAUCAUGCGCAUCUGGACCCUCAAUGUCCGCCAGCCGGUGGAUCUCCCAUGGCGGGCUGAAGGUUACCCCACCAGGUGGUUGCGUGAUCUCAUGCGCCGUUUGCACAGCAUCGAUGAUCCUGGCGAGUUUCGGUCCAUCUGUGGCCCCCGGGACAGCGGCGUCCAGCAUGUUCUGUUUGUACCACUUGUGCCUCCCACUGUGCCGCGAAAUCGCUUUUGGCUCUUGCACUGGGGCGAAGCGGCCGUUGUUGCCUUUGGUCACACCCCCUUCAGCUGGGAUGUCGUCUCGGCACACUUGCGCACGCUCUUUCCGGGGGGCCAAGUCCCCGACCGUUGCCCAGCCAUCGCCUACGCCGGUGCCUUCUAUCCUCCGAGUGCUGCUUUGCCAGACCUCCCGUCUGGGGCAAUUAUCCAGCUUCUAAUCGGGGCUCUGGCUCGUGUCCCCAGUGAGGACGACCCUUGGCAUCCCGAACCAUAUGUUGUGGACGGCCCGUGGUUCCAGCAUGUCCCCAGCAAGGGACCUGCACUCGAGCCCGCAAUUCUCAUUGAUGCUGGGGGUAGCAGGCGGCCCGACGGUUACGUGCCCACUACGUUGGUUGACCAGGGCACUCAAACCGAUCUGUCGGGCAACGGUACUGGCCUCGAUCAUGCCACAGUUUCUAGAGUCCACUCUCUGGCCCAAGAACUCACCUUCCACACCUCCAGGCUAUGGGCUGGCCUUGCCGAGCCCGACGCAGAGCCUGCUGACUGUGCCGGGCCAGUCUCUCGGCCUCCCGAGGUCACUGCUGCAGCUGCGGCCUUACCACCCGACGUCGACCUGCUGGAUAUGGGCAGCCCCUCCGGUUGCCAGCGGCGAGCCCCUGGGCCCUCUUGGUGCUUCCGGGGAUGCUUGGUCACUCCCGCCUUGGCCUCUUCUUCAGCCUUCUGCAUGGCCACCACCGUCAACGCUCCCUUUCAGCCCCGGCUCCUCUCCCUGCGCGCGGCCCGUCCACUGGAAGACUAUGCCUUGGGCCAGUGGCCCUCUCCAGUUGACCGGGAGCCGGCUGCCGAUGAGGACGUCGUCCGCAGAGUUCAAUUCGGUCUCCUGAACCGCCAGCGGGGCCUGCGCACUUUUGCAGCGGCUAUUCCGCUAGGCACGCCCUUUUGCAUUCAUAACCCCUUCACGGCUCGGCCUCAAUGCGAGAUGGUCGAGUACGCGGCCGGCCCUGCGAUCAACCCACUAGCCAUGCCAGACAUCGCGGGUGGGCUGGUCUUGUUCUCCUUCAGCCUCAGCCAGAUUCCUCCGCGGUGCCACGCUUGUAACCUCAACCCCCCGGAGUUCCAAGAAGGCUCUGCUGUGGUUCAGUUCCGCAAUGGCGACUGCUUGGCUGCCCGCCGCUGCACGGCUCGCACGGCUGCGGGCCACCUUCUUACAGACUCUGCGACUGCUUCCCACCCUUCUGCCACGGCCGAAGCAGUUGAGGCCGACACCGCUGCUUCUUCCGCUUGCUGGCCUAGGGCCAAUCUUUGGUGGGGUCUUUUGGGUUUCGGGCUACAGGGUCGAGGCGCGUCUCAUUUCUUCACCUUCGGUCUCUUCUUUGGAGCCGGCCUGGUAUCGGGCAUGCAUCGCCCAGGAGGGUUCCCUUGGGGUGUUGACCCGGUUAACCGCGACUUCUCAGGCAUCACGACCGACGAUCCUGUCUACGUCGUCUUGCAUAGCCCUUUCCAAGGAGUCUUCCCACCCUUUACUGCCUCGCAAGAGACCCGGCACUCACAAGUUUGGGCGCAGUUCCUUAACGACGAUCCGGGUUGGGCCUCCGAGUACUUCCCGGUCUGGCCAGGACCUGCUUUCAACGAGCUGUCGAUCGUUCCGGUCGGACAAGAUGCAGCGCUUGUCACCAUCAUGUUGGUGUGGCGUGGCCACCACAGGGCCACCCUGACGCCACGGACCAUGACGGUGGACUGGCUCACGGCCUUCAUUGCCCGCCACAUCAAUAACCCGGUCGGCGGCAUCUCACUUCCCCAUGGCCUUGCUGUCAGCGAACUUUUCGAUGUCCCACCAGCGGCUUUCCGCUUCCGCAAUGGUGACGUGGUCCAUGUCCAUGAUCCCCCCGAGGAUCCUUCCGAACCACUGGAGUUCGUCGAGCCUUGGCACCUUCAGGACGGACUUGCGGCACAUCACGCUCCGUGGGCAGUCGGAUUUCAGCUCAUGUUCGGCAUCUCUGUACAUUUACUCCGACCCGAGCGGCCACCGCUCCUGGCUUCCAUUGCUGCCGGGGAAGCCUGGUGUCCAGAGACUUUCACAUUUUCGGGAACGUUCCACAACCAUUUCCCCGGCAUGUGGACGCCGGUCCAAUGGACCCGAGCCCGCGCCCUGCAGCUGAUCGAGGUUAAUGGGGUUGCAGCCAAGGUCAACAUCGUUGCUGCCACCCCGGAGGGCCGGUUAUGCCGUUCAGUUGACCGCAUCUCCUCCCGCGACCAUAUUGCCUCCCAGCUUAACUUUCUCCCAGCCACCAUUUGUGUGGGAGGAGUGCCCUCAUAUGCCAUCGAUCAAGCAUGUGAGCUUCGGAACGGCGAUGUCAUUUUUGGUCACUUUGCUCGCAGCACCUGCUCUGGCCGGUCGCACUUCUGGGGUCUUGCCCUUGCCAGCCUUCUGAUCAGACGAUCCCACCCUGGCGCUCUUGCCGUCCUUCUUUUCGGUGCUCUGGGGUUGCGAGCCUCCUCCCUGCCGGCAGCCCCUGGGCCUUGUCUCUUGGCCGCCUCUAUGUGCCUGCCUGCGGCCCAUGCCAUGCACAUGCAGGCCUCUGCCUCUUCAGCCCCGAUUCCAGUUGCAGCCCCCCCUCGCCUCACCGUCACAGUUGCCAAUCCCUUUGCCUCGUGGGCCCGGGUUGAAGUGGACCCUCAGCACCUGUUCGAUGCUGUCAUCGCCGAUGCGCACCACACUCUUACAUCAUGGCAUAAGGGUUUUGCCGCUACUGGGCUUGUCCUUGAUGGAGCCCAAGUCGUGGUGCCGCUCCCAGGAAGUCGCCUGGUCUGCAUCCUCGUCGCGGGUCUCGGGCAGUUAAUAUGCGUUGUUCUGCCCGCCUUUCUUACUCCCAGAGAUCUGAUGCAGGCGGUCCAGAUGCGCCUUGGUCGCCGAGCCUGUGUUAGCCUACCCCCUGGUUUGGCAGCAGCCGCUCGGUCCGCCCGCCCGGUUCUGGCACUCCGGUCAGGGGAUGUUGUUGCCGUCCAACCCCCUCAGCUUGAUUUUGUCGCUGGUCCACGUGAGGCCCCUGUUUUUCUCACAUGGGGCGCUGCCCAUGCAGCUGCGGCGUGGCACUCCGACUUCGUUGUGGCUCACGCUUCUUGCAUCCUCUUGUGGUCACCCUGCCGCCCUGCGAGAAUUGCUCUCCUUGGUCAACAGGCAAGAUGGGAUGCGGCCGCGGCCACCGUGCAACGCCACGAGCACGAGCUCGGCUCUCAUCGCUGGGCCCCCUGCCAUGGCCAUCUUGGGGCCCCUCCUUGGCUUGUGGAACAGUCUGCCGCCGAGGGGAGAGCAAAUAUCAUCCAAUCUUGUGACUCUACUCGUUGUAUUGAAAUAGCACGGGAUGCCGCCCACGAUCUUUAUGUCGAUGGUUUUUCGCUCCGGCCCGCCUCUAGUCGCGCUUGCCCUGUUGCCAAUGUGCGUGAUGGCGACUGGUGGGUGCUUUCAGCUGCUGCCGGCCUGCUCGCCCGGCAGGGUUCCUUGUCUGUUCAGCUCGCCUGGCUUGUUUACAGCUUUGCAACUCAAGGCUGGGCCGUCUCUUCCGGUGCCUCGAGCGGUUGUCCAAGCGUCGACUCAUCCGAAGCUCGCACCAUCCGCACGAGGCGGCGACCAGGCCGAUUCUUCCCGCCUAGGGUCGACUUUAACGACGGCGAACCCUUUGUCAUUCAAGGCGGCUGGCAACCGGACUCGCCCGAUUGCCCUCUCGCGCGCUGCUUUCCUGGGCCGCGCCCGCAAACGGCCAGGGUGCUUUGCCCUCUUCGAGGCUGGAGUGAGGUGUUCUUUGCCGACCUUACUGCUACGUGGCAGGUUAUAGAACUCGCUGGGUCUCGGCACUGCGGAAGCUGGGCGCGUAAGUUCUUCCCUGUACGGGCUGUCCUGCCGCUCUCUCAAAUCACAGUUGCACCUGUCGCGCCCUACGGGCUGGCUACCGUGGUUUUUCAUUUGGAGAGCUGCUCCGCAGUUGCCCUAGCACCGGUUGACUCGAGCCUUGCUGAUAUUCACCGCCUGGCCACUCGGGUGUUCCCGCAUACCCGUUUCUGGCGGGUGGUCGCUCCUCCGGUGCUGAGCGCCGCCAACCCUCACUCUCAUGUUCGGUUGCGCAAUGGGGAUGCUUUUAGUCUAGUACCAGAGAACUCCCAACCGGAAGCCACUAGGUUUCCCCUUCUCCAAUACACUUCCCUGGAGAGGGCUAGGCAAGUUGCUAGUUGGUCCCUUCCCUUCCGUUUUGAUGUUGGGGGUUCGGCUUUCCUUUGGUACACUAAUCGCAAAGUCGGCCAUUGCCUUCGAAUCCGUGACGCUGGCUACUGGAAUCCGGACGGCCCCACCUUCUGGAGCCUUAAUGGCGAGGCGCUCUCGGGCUCUUGGGUACCGGUCCUCAUCGGCGACCUCUCCAGCCUCCAUCUUAUGCAUCGGACCUCGAUCGGAAAGGCGCAUGUGCUUUUCCUGCUCCCCCCUGACCUGGAGCCAGUGGGAAGACUUCUUGCCGGCUGCAACGUUUUCCGCACCCCGCCGGGGUGGCUUCUCCUACCAGCCCUGCAAUGCGUUCGAGCAGACAGCUCGCUUCGAGAUGGCGAUGUUCUGGUGCUCAACCCUACAGCCGACCUUGUAUGGGAUCCUUUUGGGCCACCCCCACUAGUUCCUGCUGAACCGGAGCCAUGGACGCCCCCUGCAGCCUCUCCGGCUGCUGCUCGUCCUGCUUUUUGGGCUCCCUUGCUUGCGCUUCUUGCCCAUUGCCCUAGAUGGACGGUGCUUGCUCUCUCUCUGCACAUGGGUCUGAGUAUGGUUCCGGUUGUCGAGGUCCCGGAGCAGCCCAUUCGGGCCGGCCUCUACCCCUGGCGUAUGUCGCCGAGAGAAGCGGAUUUGGUUAAUGUGUCCUCCGGCACCGAGCUGGACAUUGUCUACCUUAGCCCCUUUACGGGGCCGCAGGAAGCUGGCCGCCUCCCAACCGCAGCCUCCCUCUCCGAACUCAGCUCUUUGGCCCGGGCCUGUGAUCCGGUAUGGGGUGCUGACGUGGUCCCUGUGUGGCCGACGGCCGCCACCCCGGCCAUGUUGGUGGUGCCACGGCCGCUUACCCCUGACCUAGUCUGCCUGGCCGUCACUUCCUUGGAUCGGCACUUUUCGAUUCUGGUGCCGUGCUCCACGUCAGUCUCCUGGCUCAGCUCUGCGUUACGGGCACUGCAGCCCAUGCAAACGCUGUCUGUAAGAGCGCCUAGCUCGCUCUCUGCGGAUUCCACCGCUGAUCAAGCGGUUCGAUGGCGCUCGGGCGACCUUGUUGUCGCUCUGCCACCCGCUGCCUUUGUGCCAGACUACCAACCGCCCUGCUUUCACACAGACGAGCAAGUUCGUCACUGUGCGAUCUGGGCCGUGGACUUCUCGGUCACGGCGCGAGUGUCCUUCAUACUCUGGCGGCCCGGCCAACGUGCUAUCUGUGGCCACGCACCAGCCGGAUCCCAAUGGAGGGCUCUUGACUACACUUUUGCUGGCGACUUUAGCCUCCACUACCCGGGACGAUGGGUGCCUGUCCCCUGGGUUGCGCAAGAAUUUGCUCACUUAGUUGUGCUACCGGAUGACCCCUCGAGUGUCAAUGUCGUUGUGGAAGCGGACGGGCACUGCUGGUGUGCUACAGUCACCGCCGCCACAGAUGCGUGGCAGCUUUGGACGGACCUGCCCACGGUUUCUAGUCAGCCUCGCGUCCUAGGGGUUCCUCACCAAGAGCUACGGCAAGGGACCACCCUGCGUAGCGGGGACAUUGUAUCCGGUACGGAGCAUGCCUUCUCCCUCAGUGUUGCUCGAGGGGCCAUCGGUCUCGCAGUGCUACACGCUUUCCGGGGCAGUGUGGGCAUCUUAGCCCCUGCCCUUCUGCUCGCUGGUCCCCUGGCAUCCCCGGCUGUCACUGGGAUGCGCCUUUCUGGGGAAACCGAGGAUCGGCGCAAACGCGCUCCGGAUGCCCAAGCGCAAGCCAGUACUAUGCAUCAUCAGGAAACCUGCCACCGUCUCUGGGACCCCGCCGGGCCCUUUUGGGGACCUGCUGCCGUGCCCCCUCCAGCCCUGCAGGACGCCGCACCGGCGUGGUCCUGCUUUACCCAGGUGCGACCGCCACAAGACCACCGUGUUGUUGACUGGGUCCCGAUCCCCUCGGAUCCCUUAUUUGCCACAGUUCUCCUUCAAUGUCCGCCAGCCACCCGGGCGGCGCUGUUACCGGCCACCUGUGCGGCUGCUGAUCUCACUAGGGCGUGCCGCCGCUCGGCGCCGGACCUCUGGCCCCGCCGGAGAUGUGGUGUGGGCACGGCAGUUUGCUUUCUGGGGGAGCCCGUUCAGAAUUCGGCAACCCGGAUUGCUCUUCGCAUGGUCCCCUGGGGAACCGGCACCGCUUAUACUGUGCCCACGGACCGCGACGAGCAAUGGGACCCCGACCAUUGUGGCGUUCCGGAACAGAUCUUUAUCGCUACAGAUGGCAGUGGUGAGCACGGUGGGGCUUGGGCCUUCUGUGCCUGGGCAUGGUGGCGCGGCCGCUGGUAUCGCCUCGGCUGGUUCGGAGCCACUGGCGCUGACCUCCCGUGGUCGCACCAAGGGCAGCCCUCCGCCGGCCUCUCUUUCAAUGCGGAACUGUGGGCCCUCCAGGCUGCUGGCCUGUGGCUUGUUGCAUGGGUCGACCGACUCUCGCUGCUCACCUCCUCCGCGCCUACUAGGGUCACUAUUGCAGUUGAUAAUGCCGCUGCCCUUCAGAUCGCCGCUGGGCAGGCGCAAGCCGGUGAGAACGUCACCACUGACACACGUUACGUGUGGCAGGCUGUCCAGUCCCGCCUCACAACUCGCUUUCAGCAUGUGCACAGCCAUGUCGGCAUCAUGCCAAACACGCUUGCCGACUUUCUUGCUGGUUGGGUGGGGCAACGCGGGUGGCGGCCCUGGAAACAAACUGACCCCACUCUGCCUGCCCUCUUCCGUCAAGCCGGGCCGUGGCUAUGGGCUGUUCCCCGAGCGCGGGUUCAACAAGGGCGGCCUUGUCUUCAGCUUGUCUCCGACUCCCUUCCUCCAGCGCCCCAAGCGGAAGAGCCUUAUGCUCAAGCAUCCCCGUCGGCUGCCCCCUCAGAAGCCCAGGUGCUGGCUGAGCCUCGCCAGCCAACCAUGACUUCCCCCGUACCUCUUCGCAUCGUUACGGCUAAUGUCCAGACGAUGCAUGACUCCCGUGCCUCCUUCUUCAAUCCGUCGGGACACGGUCAACGCCGCCAGUACCUGUACUCCCAGGUGGAUAAGCUGAGCCUCGACAUUGUUUGUCUUCAAGAGACCCGCAGCAAGGGUGGACGCUGGGACACUGCCGGUUUGCUCACUUGGAGGUCCGGGGCAGUCAAGGGCAGCUAUGGUUGCGAAAUUUGGGUGAGGCCACAUCUCACUAACCCGCCACUGCGCCUUGAUGAUUGGCGCAUCACAAGCGCCACCCCCCGCAGCCUCAUCAUUGUGUGCAAACGAGCAGACUUCCCGCUGGCCAUUGCGGUGGCACACGCACCCCACGCUGACAGGCCGGCUGCGGAGAUUCAUCAAUUUUGGUCCUUACUGCAGGCCUCGCUGUGCCAGUUGCUCCUCCUGUGGGCCGAUGAGGACCACGCUUUCAUCGGGGACGGCCUAGGGUGUGGCGAAGAAGGGGCUGGUGAGCAAGGCCUGUUCGAUACCAUGCAACGCCUUCGGUUGACGGCCCCAGCCUCUUUCUCUGAUAUCCAGGUUGGCCCGGGCUGGUCUUGGGAGCACACUGGUGGUACCCGCAAGCGCCUUGAUCACAUCCUGCUCCAGGCGGGUUCCUGGAAUUACCGCCGCUCCUGCCAGCUCCCUGAACUUGAUAUUCUGAACGGUCGGCGCGACCAUAUGCCCUUGCUGGUUGAAUGUGAGCUUCGGGGUCGACCGGUCCAAGCCCUUAAGAAGCGGCACCUCCGUCUCCUGCGCGCUCUCCCCAGCCCGCCGCGGUCAGGCAGGUUCGGGAACAACUUCCCGCUUUGCGAGCCAAUGUCGAGUGGCAACAGCGGCGUUUUCUUCUGCAGGCGGGCCGUCCAUGCGGCUGGGGGAUACGACAUUGAUCCGGAGCUUGAAGAUCAAUUUCGCGCCCAAGAAGGAGCCAGCAGGGUUGAGGCCGCGCAAUUGUCCCAGGCGGCGGCCCGCUGGAUGUCCUCGCCCUGCCUCCCGUGCUUUGAAGCGGUCCCCUCUCUGCUCCAGCUGGAGCAGCUCUGCAUCCGCCAAGCCCCGGCUAAAGCCCCUGGACCGGAUGGACUUCGUAAUGAGCUCUGGCGGUCGCAGGGCGCCCAUGCCGGCCGCUGGCUUUGGCCCCUAUGCGCCAGGAUUGCCCUUCAAGGCCGGGAGCCCUUUGACUUCAAGGCCAGUCGGGACUUGCUCUUUGACGGCUUCGCAGCAGAUGCCCAGGUGCCAGAGCACCAUCACCUCGCAGGUCUUGUCUUGCAGCUUCAGCAACAAGGAGCUCUUGCUGCUUUAGGGGUCGCUGACGAUGUUGCUGCCCUGCUCCGUGACUGUGUGGCGCUAUCCCACUGGUCCUUGUCGGGCUCCUCCAACAUCUUCCUUGCCUCCCGUGGCUCUCGUCCCGGGGAUGGCCUCGCUGACAUCCUGUUCGGAGCGCUCUUUGCUGUUGGAUUGCAGCACAUACAGCGUGCCACUGCGCAGCUCGGCAUUACUCACACCAGUGCUGGAGUUGAGGUUGGCUUACCGCCCGGUGUUAAGCCCAUUGGGUGGGCUGAUGACCUCGCGGUCCUUGCUGACUUUGACUGCCCUGCUGAUUUGCAGGCUCAGCUUCCCCAGCUCGUCCGUGUCAUUCUUGAGACCCUCCGACUCCUCCGUUUCCGGGUCAAUCUCGGCGCGGGGAAAACUGAAGCCUUGGUUGACAUUCGAGGUGAAGGGGCUCGUGCUGCCCGUGGGGCCCUGCUGAGCGGGGACGCACUCCUGCAGGUCUCCGGCUCGGACUCCAUCCGUCUCUGCCCGGAGUACAAAUACUUGGGAGUUGCUCAACUGCCCCGAGAUACUGGACGCAGAGACUGCGAGCUCGCGGCGCAACGGGGCUCCGCUGCGGCCUCGAUGGCACGCACCCUCCUGUGCAGCAACUGCCUCCCGUGGGAGCUCAAGCGUGCUUGGGUUGCGGGCAGAGUUCUCCCGUCGGCGUACUCCUCGCUCGCUAUGUCUCUUGCGGAGUCGGGCAGAGCGACCGCGCCGCUGGCAGGCCUUUUUGAGCGCACGGCCCGAAUUCUCUUGUCCUCGUGGCAAGUAGGGCAUAAGCUCACUACUCCGCUCCUCCGGCUGCUUGCGGACGUCCCUCCACCGGACCUUGCGACUGUACUCAGCCAAUGCCGGCUGUGUGUGCAGCUGUUCUGCAAAGCACCUUUGGCUGUCCGCGACAUUGUUGAUGCCGCCUGGAACAGGGCGCUCCCGUGGUGCCAGGCCCUUGUCUCGGCCUGCAUGCGAGUGGGAGUUUCCCUUGACAUCUGGGAUCCGGCCCGGCCCCCGGCGGUGACGGUCCUUUUUGUGCGGAACCAUGGGCGUGCCCUGCUCCGCGCCUGCAAGGCCCUGAGCAAGUUCGGACACCGUUAUGCUGCCUGCGCCCAGCUGUGGGACGACCUUUCGACGCGGAAAGCUACUCACGUGCUUGGUGCUGCGCAAUCCUACUGCUGCCCUGUCUGUCAGGUCAUCUUCCCUAGCCUGCACGCUGUCCGGGCCCACCUUCACCGCAAGCAUGGAGUCCUCUCUGAUGUUACCGCGUACAUGGCGGGCUCCGUGUGCCUCUGGUGCAUGCACGACUUUCAUUCUUCUGACCGUUUGAAAUACCACCUGCAGACGCAGCGUUCCUGCUUGCACGGACUUCGGGUUACUGUCGGCCCGGUGUACCAGUACGGCUCCGGCACUAAGCGCAAGGGCCGCGCUGCUCACAGAGGUGUCCCUCCGCAACGGCUCUGCGGGCCGUGCAAUGCCACCCCGGUCCAACGACGCGCGGAUCGCCUGGGCGUGCCUGCUACCGCGGCCGAGCUUCAAGCGGAGUGGGACGCGGUCCUUCGUUCGCCGGCUCUCUCUGACCUGGUGCCUGGUGCGGCCGCUUGCGAUGACUGGGCUCUACCUUCUCCUUGGUGGCCUGGGCUUCUUGCCCUCGGCGGGAUCUUCCGCCUGCCUUCCUCCUGGCAUCGUCUGUGGUCCAUGUGGUCUGCCCUGGAGCUCUUCUCGCCAUGGGAGCACCGUGCCACUCGUCGCCUCGGGGUCCUUCGUUCGGCUUCGUCGGGCGGCCUGGGCGCCUCUGUGUCGCUGGCUGACGCCACCGUCGGUCGUUGGUCCCUGCUGGAGUUGGCUGCCGCCAUGGUCUCUUUUCGUAUGGUCUGCAAGUCAGUCCUUCUGAAAGGAGCCCUGUGGAUUUCUGGGCACCCCGGGCACCUUGGGCUUGCCUUGCUUCGCCGCCUGCUUCCUGCGGCUGUCUUCUUGGACUUCUGGUCCCCUGUUGGUCGCAUCUUCCUUGCGGCCUGCUCGGCCCCCGUGGCCUCCUCCGUGCGUUCGGCCCUCGCGGGACCCUCCGCCCCGCCCUCGCUGUCUCUGCGAGCUUUCUGGGCAUACCCCGCUGCUUGA